UUUACGCAGACCCCCUCGCUCUCUCCCGAAACCCGAACCAAACCAGACCCCUUCUGCAAGCUCCCCCCGGCGAUGGCGGCGGCGGCGACGGCGGCGGCGGAGUGGCAGGAUGCGGAGCGGAAGGUGCUGGUAGCGCGGAAGCCCGGCUUUGGGCUCCCCACCGCCUGCCCCACCUGCCUCCCCGUCCUCCUCUACCUCCGUAUGUCCCAGGUUCCCUUCGGCAUCCACGUCGACACCUCCUUCCCUGACGCCGAUCACAUACCAUCUGUUGAAUUUGGUGAUUGUGUCGCAUUCCACAAUGAAAAAGGAGGUGUAAUUGAGUAUCUCAAGGAUGAGAAUAUUUUAGACUUGACCUCAAAACACCCAAGCGUUUCUUACCCUGAUGUACUAUCCACAAAGGCAAUGGUCACGACCUGGCUUGCAGAUGCUUUGCAAUAUGAGCUCUGGGUGGUUACUGACGGGAGCAUUGCACAAGACAUCUACUUUCGUGAGCUAUCCUGGCCUAUUGGAAAGAUACUCCACUGGAAGAAAAUUAGAGAUGUGAAGCAACAACUGGGUAUAACAAAGAUUAAUGCUGCAGAAAAAGAAGAGGAGAUAUACCGGAAAGCUAGUGAUGCUUAUGAUGCAUUAUCUACGAGAUUGGGGGAUCAAGUCUAUCUUUUUGGCGAUAGCCCUACUGAUGUUGAUGCUCUUUUCCUUGGACAUGUUCUGUUUGUCCUUAACGCAUUACCUGAGACAUCUUCGCUGCGAAGCCAUUUACAAAAGCAUGACAACUUAAUAAACUUUGCUGAGCAUCACAAGGUCCAGUUGCUGGAAGUUGACUCAUCAUUAGCAGGAUCAGGAUCAUCUGAUCCGUCAUCAUCAUCCACGCCUAGGAAAAGAGCAUCUUCUGGGCGAAGUUACAAGCCGAAACCUAGAGCUAAGAAGGAGCGGACAGAGGAGGAAAAGAAAUUCAGGCGAAGAACGAAGUAUUUCCUCGCAACCCAACUCGUUGCAGUUCUUGUCUUCCUAUCAAUCAUGGGUGGUGUUGAUAGUUCCGAGGUAGACAACGAGUAUGAUGUAGAUUAUGAAGAUUAAAUAAGAAAACCCCUUCUUCCACUAGAAGGGGAUUCUUUCUGAAGGGUCUAAUUCGCCAAAGCUCUGGAUGUGGUGCUUUUGGAAUUUGUUCCCUUGGUUAGCCAGAGAGAUGACAUACUUCAAAUGUAGCGAGCUGGAAUGCGCUGAGUUAGUUAGCAACCGGCGGUUCCAUGGUUUCAUCAGAUGUGAAACAGCGUUGUUUCCCAAUUUUGUAUGGCUUAAUGGGAAGCUGCGUGAGCAUAUUUGGAAGACCUUUUUGUGGAUUUGUCCCCCUGUUUCUUGUAAAAUAAGAGUACUGUUCUAAGUGAAUGGCAGUUGGUGCCAUUCAAACUUGGAUUAUUUGGCAUACCGCUUGUUCUACCCGUUGUUAACUACGCGUUGUUAACUA
Molecule: messenger RNA, 1465 nt
Organism: Brachypodium distachyon (stiff brome)
Lineage: Eukaryota; Viridiplantae; Streptophyta; Magnoliopsida; Poales; Poaceae
Product: mitochondrial outer membrane import complex protein METAXIN
Exons: 6
Coding region: 73-1077 (334 amino acids)
Biological process (GO): mitochondrion organization
Cellular component (GO): SAM complex
Source: RefSeq, a predicted model, not a curated record